GCCCACGGCAGCCGGUGCUCGGGAGGGGCCGGUCCCUGCUGGCAAAACCGGGGGCUGCGGGGUCCUGCUCCCGGCGAAGCCGUCACAUCGCCACCGCCGUUGUGUCCCCGCUGGGCAGAGCCGGCCGAGGACUCGGAGGAUGACGAUGAUGAGGAAGAGGAGGUGGAGGAUAAAGAUCCGCCGAAAAAGCUCAAGAAGAAGCUGCCCAAAGAGCCCCCCUCGGGCGAAGGCCGGGAGAAGAAGCUGAAGCCAAAGGGAGACAAGAGCGACCCCGAUGGCAAAGCCAAAGCCACCAAGAGCACCAAGAAGGAGCCGACGGCCAUGUUCCAGGUGAACGGGGAGAAGAAGGAGAAGAAAAGCAAGAAGAAAGCCGCCACCGGCAGCGAUGAGGAGGACGACUCCGACUCCAGCACCAAACCCAUCAGGUCGGAGAAGAAGAAGAACCCCGUGUCCCUCUUCCAGACCGGCGGGGACCCCCCCAAGGAGAAGAAAACCAGAAAGAAGGCUCCUCCCAAAGCAGCCGAAAGCGAGGAGGAAACCCUGGAGACACCGCAGAAAAAUUCCAACAAGAAGGGCAAAGGGAAGAAAUCCAAGAAGAAGGAGGAGAGGCCCCCGUCACCCGUCAUCGAGGUGGAUAACCUGGAGGAGUUCGUGCUGCGCCCGGCUCCGCAGGGGGUGACCAUCAAGUGCCGGGUGACGCGGGACAAGAAGGGCAUGGACCGGGGGCUGUACCCCACCUAUUACCUGCACUUGGAUAACGACAAAAAGGUCUUCCUCCUCGCCGGGAGGAAGCGCAAGAAGAGCAAAACCUCCAACUACCUCAUCUCCAUCGACCCCACGGACCUGUCGCGGGGCGGCGAGAACUUCAUCGGGAAGCUGAGGUCCAACCUGAUGGGAACGAAGUUCACCGUGUUCGACAACGGGGCCAACCCGGACAGGGCCAACGCCGACUGGUCCAACGUGCGGCAGGAGCUCUCGGCUGUGGUUUACGAGACGAACGUCCUGGGGUUCAAAGGGCCCCGCAAGAUGACGGUCAUCAUCCCUGGGAUGAACUCGGAUAACGAGAGGGUGCCCAUCCGGCCCCGAAAUGACAACGACGGCCUCCUCAUGAGAUGGCAGAACAAGAACAUGGACAACGUGAUCGAGCUGCACAACAAGGCGCCGGUGUGGAACGACGAGACCCAGUCCUACGUCCUCAACUUCCACGGCCGCGUCACCCACGCCUCCGUUAAGAACUUCCAGAUCGUGCACGGCAGCGACCCCGACUACAUCGUGAUGCAGUUCGGGCGCGUGGCCGACGACGCCUUCACCAUGGACUACAACUACCCGCUGUGCGCCCUGCAGGCCUUCGCCAUCGCCCUCUCCAGCUUCGACGGGAAGCUGGCCUGCGAGUAGCCCCCGGGCUCCCCCCCCGUCCCCCUCCCCUCCCUCGCUCCCCGUUUUCGGCACCCCUCACCCCAUUUGGCUGCCCCCUUCCCCGGCUCGCCCGGGGCCGGCUGCGGAUCCCGGGCAGGAGGCAGAGUCAGGCCCGGGGUAUAUUUAGCAGAUGAGGCUGCCUGUGAUCCCGA
Messenger RNA from Oxyura jamaicensis (ruddy duck), 1568 nucleotides. RefSeq names its product TUB like protein 1 (gene TULP1). Gene Ontology annotation, biological process: protein localization to cilium. Bases 322 to 1395 code for a protein of 357 amino acids. NCBI's taxonomy places the organism in Eukaryota, Metazoa, Chordata, Aves, Anseriformes, Anatidae. Gene Ontology annotation, cellular component: cilium. The record is from RefSeq and is a predicted model, not a curated record. Gene Ontology annotation, molecular function: actin filament binding. The transcript has 10 exons.